Aspergillus saccharolyticus JOP 1030-1 is the source of this 1686-nucleotide messenger RNA. RefSeq lists its product as uncharacterized. The record is from RefSeq and is a predicted model, not a curated record. The transcript has a single exon. The coding region runs from base 1 to 1686 and encodes 561 amino acids. Lineage: Eukaryota; Fungi; Ascomycota; Eurotiomycetes; Eurotiales; Aspergillaceae.
AUGGAUCCUCAGGCUCAAGAGUAUGUCCUGCAACGUGGUCGGCCUGCCAAUGGCGAAGUCUCCUCCGCUGGCCAUACUACCGCCGUCAGCAUGGCACGUUACUCUCACUUGGAAUUUGCAGAUUCCAUUCCUAGUGAGGAGAGCUACAUUUUCGACGCCAUCAGGGCAUACUCUACUUCGGAGGAGUGUUCGCAUCGACCGGGCUCAGCUAAGAAGAUCCACCGAGAUUUGGAUAGCAGAUUGGCAGCUCAACCAGUGCAGAGCACGGGGAUUCCACCCCCGCCAUGCCGAAACCCUCGAUCUUUGACCGAGAAAAAUACCUCGUCUCCUGGCUGGCAUCCUCAUCCUGCAGGUCACAGUCGCAUUCUGUCCGUCGACGAAGGGAAAGCAGUAGUGGCCUCGCCUCAGGACGGGUCGCUGAAACGAAACCUCUUUGACGUCCUACACCUUCCAAAAUCCGCCAGCCUCAAUGAUACCGAUGAUGCCUCCAAGUCCUCUCAAUGGCUUGAGUACGAGUGGUCAGCAAAUCCUGUCUAUCCUUCGUAUCCGCCUCCUGUAAGGUCGCCCACCCCCCCGGGACUCCCGACUUUCGGCACCCCCGAAGCUGUGAACUACUCUUCUCGCUUUCACGUACAGUCCGCCACCAUCAGUAAUGGUCAGAAUCAACAACACACCGCGGCGUCGUCGAGUAGAUCUUAUCAUAGUGGUGGUGGUGGUGCUUCCGAGCGCACGCGAACGGCGUCUUACGGAGACAAGAUCCGAAAGAUAUUCCGCUUUUCUUCCACGCCUCCACAGCCACAACGACUGGUACCUGCCGUUGCAAGGGCCGAGGAUGGAACGGCGGUGCAAGGUCGUUUCCCUUACCGGCAGAGCGGCCAUGGGGUUGGCGUGGUAAGGCGAAUGGAGGACCAUCCUUUCCACCAAAGGGCACUUUCGCCCCCCCGGGAGGAGAGCACCUCGAAUCACAGCAACCUCGUUCAACAAGACAGGAAACCGAAGAGAGAGUACAGCAGUACAAACGUUGCGCGGAAUGCGCCGUGGCGUCCAACACCGGCACGUAUAGGCCCGGGUGCCAGAGCCAGUCAUCAUUCGGCCUACGGUCACUUCUCUUCGGUCUCUCGCCUGCAGACCCCCGAUAGUCAUAGCCCACAUCGGCCUUGCUCAGCAAACACGGCGUACACUACAAGCAGGAUAGACUCGUUUCAUACGUGCGUGUCUCAACUAUUUAGCAAUCCGACUAAUCCGCAGCAACACCGUAUGAGUACGGUGGAUGACCAGGAGUCGGAGAUCACACAGCAGGAGUCUGCCGCCUGCUCCCUGAUCCCUACAGAAUCCCCCGCGGCAUCGGCUGAAGCAGAUCACUGCGCUCUAGCCUACAACACCCCGCCCGACUCGUGGCUGCAAUGUCCUCCGCUCGUUAGCUCUUGUCUCUCCUGUUGCUGGGGCGUCCGGCACGACCCGGACAGUGGUGUCCACUCCAAUACAUCUUCUCAUGAAACCUAUGAAACUGCUCGCAGCCACACGUCAAAUGAUGCUUCGGCAGCGCCGAUUCGGGGAGACCAAGAAGCGGAAGCGGAAGCGGCACAAUCAGCUCAGCACCCGAUGCAAUGGCUCUCGGAAGCGUGGCAGUUUGUCCAUCAAUUUGCAUUGCGCAAUGCCGUUGCCAUGGGCCGCUUGUUGAACUAG